Colius striatus (speckled mousebird) is the source of this 3145-nucleotide messenger RNA. It is a transcript of the gene MARCO, whose product is annotated as macrophage receptor with collagenous structure. The transcript is spliced from 15 exons. Lineage: Eukaryota; Metazoa; Chordata; Aves; Coliiformes; Coliidae. Bases 77 to 1522 code for a protein of 481 amino acids. The record is from RefSeq and is a predicted model, not a curated record. Gene Ontology annotation, cellular component: membrane.
GCUGAUAGGAAGUCCCUUCACUUCUUUAUUGUCCAUAAUCUGACAAGGCUUUAGGUUAGCCACAAGACACUUUGUCAUGAAAAUUAAAGACGAACACGGGGAAGAUGGAAAUGUGAAUGAUAUGAACACUCUCAGUAUUGCAGACAAGAUUGGGUUUGCCUCAGCUUCUACCACAACCUUUCAUAUAAGUGAGUCUCAAAUCCAAAGAAAGCCAUCCAAGUGCUAUGCUCGGGCAGCCCUUGGCAUCUACCUGCUGCUGCUGACAGCUGGCCAGCUGCUGCUGGCUUACAAAGUGAUGAAGAUGGAGAGAGAGAGGUUGAAAUUUCAAGAACAAAAUGCCUCUUACACAGAAGAGAUUCUGGAAAGCUCCUUUGCCAAUGAACUGAUGUUGGAGAGAAGCUCUGCAGAGAAGCACACGGGAUAUAAACAAAACUGGAGGAGCAGUUUAGAAGAGGAAAUCACCAUAAUCAAAAACAGCAAUGCAAACUUGAUGAUGAUGAUGAGAAACAUCACCCUGGUUGCAGGGCCACCUGGACACAAAGGAGAUCCUGGUCCACCAGGGCUACAGGGACCACCAGGGACAAAGGGAGACCAAGGAAUCCAAGGCUUACGUGGACUACAGGGUGUGAAGGGCAGCAAAGGAGAUCCCGGUCCUGCUGGCCCGAGUGGUGAUCCGGGACUGAGAGGAGAAAAAGGAGAGAAGGGGCUUGCAGGACUCCAAGGACAGAAAGGUGGAAUGGGCAAUAAGGGAGACCCUGGGCCCCGUGGACCCCUGGGUCCUCAGGGACUGCAAGGAGCCCCAGGACUGCCUGGCUUCAACGGUAGCACAGGGGAGCCUGGACGUCCUGGGCAGAAAGGAGAGGCAGGUGUAGCCGGAUCACCUGGACUUCCAGGAGUUCCUGGCUCCGAUGGCAGACCUGGUCAGAAAGGGGAGAAGGGGAACAACGGGCCCAGUGGUAGUCCAGGGAUACCAGGCGCUGCAGGACUCAAAGGUGAAAAGGGAGACAGCGGAGUACCAGGUAUUCCAGGGCCAAAGGGAACAGCAGGAGAAAAGGGCUCAACAGGCAUCCCAGGCAUCUCUGGCCAAAAAGGAAGCAAGGGUGAUCGUGGCAGUCAGGGUCCAAAAGGAGAACCAGGUCUAAAAGGAGCCAAGGGAGACCAUGGAUCAUCUGGUUCCCCAGGAAUGAAAGGGAGCAAAGGUGAAAAGGGAGAAGCCAGCUCCAAUCAAUUCAUACGAAUCGCAGGAGGGGGCAAUAGGGGCCGUGUAGAAGUUUUUCACCAGGGGACCUGGGGAACAAUAUGCGACGAUGACUGGGGCAUCCAAGAUGCCAACGUGGCCUGCCGAAUGCUGGGAUACAGCCGUGCAUCUGCUACCUUCACAGCCACAGCAGGUACCGGACAAAUUUGGCUUGAUGACAUGAACUGCAGAGGUGAUGAAAGUUCGAUUUUCACCUGUCCAAAGUCCGCCUGGGGUGUGAACAACUGCUCUCACAGUGAGGACGCUGGCUUGGAGUGUGUUUGACAGAACACAGAGGCUGCCCUGGGAACUACUGCCUGCCUCUGCUCUCUAUGGGGCUUUUCUUCAUAACGCAAACCCAGUUUUAUCUGUCUGUGCUUAUAGUCUCUUUACCAGGCCAUAAAAGUAUUGACAGAGAAAGUUGAAUUUCCCAUAAAUUGAUAACGGCUGCAAGACUCACAGGUAACUUGAAACAUCCCAGCUGUUGUGAAACAACUGGAGCUCAGGCACAUAAGCCAGUUCACAGUUUUUCCAUUUACCUGACAUCAGCUCAUCUGCAGUAGCUCACAAGUGUAUGACCUCUAAGUCCACAGGGGAAGUGAGAUGGUCCAUUUCCACUUAGUGCAGUAAAAGAGAACAGGAUCAGAGUGCAGAGAUGAGCAGUUAUUACAGCUGAGCUGGACAGUUCGUCUUCAUCACAGCACAGUUAUGAAUUUGAGCAUAAAGCCCCCAGUGAAGCGCAUAAACCCAAGACAGUAGCUGCUCAGACAUCACCAGAUGAUCUCUCUGGCAUGUAAACACAAAUGUUCUCCAGAAAUGAUGCUGAUCACAGAUUACAGUGCAGAAAUAAGUGCCUGGGAUCUAGGUGCUGUACUAUUCUGUGUUUUUUACCUUGACCAAGUCCUCUGUCUUUUCUGCCAGCAUUUCCUAACCUGUUCCCAGGAGCAAUACCCAUUACGUUAUGUGCUGUAUAAAGCUAAGCCUUUCAUACCUUCAGAAAUUAGGUGCUUCAGUAAAGCAAAAGGAUGACAAAAGCAAUAAUGGGAAAGUAUCAGCUAAUUAAAAAUCCAGAGUGAAAAUACAGUUCCUAAACCAAAAGUUUCUGUCUUAAAUGAAAGUCUCGUCUGCAUCUGAGAUAAGAAGUGAAAGGCUUUUAUUUCCUGAGGCCUGAGCCUUCCCCUUUUCCACCAGCACAGACCAUUCAGCAGGUGACAAGCAGCCUGUGUCCGUGUAGCUGGGCACAUCACUACAACCAGCCCACAGAUAGUUGAUGUAAAAUGCCAGAAGUUUGUGUAAGCAACCCCACCUCUCUGCCUUAAUGUUAGAUACAAUCAUAUUUGUCUACACAGCUUGGAAACUGUGUUUAGUGCUUCGGAAUUGAGAUACAAGUGGAGAAACAACAACAAAACUGCAGUGCUGGUAAGAGCAGCAGGUGAUGGGGCAUCCAGGGCUGAUGUGAGUGAGAAGACUCAGCACUGCACAGGACACGACAGUACAGUCUGCAGCAAAGUUCAUCACUGUUUUGAACCAGAGGAAAUGCUUGUUUCUCUCAGACCUCAGGAAAGAAAGCCGGAAAGUCCCAAGAGCUUUUGACUACCCAUUCGGAUGCCUUUGACAGCAAGACAAUGAAGAGAGAUGCUUAUCCUUCUUGGUUCUGGUUUAGAGAAGGCAAGGAUCACCUGCCACAAACCAUGGGUGAAACCUGAUGAAGGACAACUCCUUCGAAGCUGAUCAAAGUAGUCAGUGGCUCAUUUGAACAGAAAGAGGCAAAAGGUUUAUGUUCUGUCAGUGAGUCCCACUACCACAAACAGCAUGCUGAGUAUCAGCACUCUGGCUAAACCAGCUAUCCACAGGGCUUACACGGACAGUGCUGAGUCUGCACAGGUUUCCUUCACCUUCUUUUUUGUG